UCACAGUUGGAUUUGACUUGCAAGUGACUUCUGUCAUGAUGCUCCUUGUUGGCCAGUAUGCGUGCUGGCGAUACACUUUUUAUUCUCCACACUAUUCCUUCUACAAUAUAACACUAGGGCGAGAAGACACGGAAGAGGGGUAACUACUGCGACGCGUUCAAAGACUUUGGCAACCACAACACCUUCCGUUUUCAUCUCGUUACUGCGUACAUCUGGCACGUUGAAUUCCGACCUCGAAGACGCGUCCACGCGCCCCUCCUGCAGCCAAACCCAUUGGUAUUGACUUGCUUCCGUGAUGUCGAUCGUCACUACCGAUCCGCGACGGCGGGAAUUCUUUAUGAGUGUUGUUUCUAAACCAGGAGAGAAAGAACAAAGUUAUGAGGAGCUUCGUAUGCAAGAUUACAUCAAUGCAUAUAGAUCUACUGGUCGUCCCCCGAAACCUUGCCCGCAGACACCAUCCAACCCUGUUGAUCGCAAGGCCCUCGGGCUUCCCCCGUUGUUCCAACCUCACGGCGUCGAGUCGAUACCAAGUAUCAUUACCAGCGCACCCAGCAUAUCUUCUGUCACCAUUACACCGCCAGUACUCCCGUCAACAACGCCAACUCCACAACGUGUGGACCCCGCCGCUGUACCCGACAUCCAGGUCUUCCAGCCAAUUAUUCUCAAGGGGGAUUCGGGGGAGUCGUUUACAUGUCAGAGCAUUGUGAUCCAACAGUUGUAUUCUAGCUUUUCCUUUGAAGAACUAAGGUGUCUCGCGUACCGGAGAGGUAAGAAGACUGCACCCUUAGACGCCAUCAUUUCCCGGAACAUUUCAACGCCCCAACCCCAAUUGCGCAUUGCGACCCCUUCUCUAUCGGUGUCGCAGCCUACUCCGCUGAUGAUAGGCGGAAGUGAUCACCUGUUAUGUAUCUCGUGUACGCCUGCAUACGCGAAGCACUCACCUGAGGAACUACGACUGGCGUACGUGAGGACGGGCCGGGAGCUCACUUCGGACGAGAUAAUACAACGGAACGCGACUUUACGCAUGUUCUAAUAAACGGGAAUUGACCCAUAUACCAUUACUUCACAUCUCGUUCUCUGCACUUUCGUGAACACUUUGCUUUUGCUUCAUCAUUUGUAUCGUUAUUCCUUCUCCGCAUUGAAUAAGACUAUAUUUCAUUGGGAUCGGCAUAAAUGAGUGAUACAAUAAGAAUAUUAUUACAGUUCAGGGGAAAUUGACAACAGACGUAGACUGGCUACGUUUGGUGUGCUGGAACCUGGGACAACCAAGACCACGCCCGCGCGAUCUUCUCAGUCCUAUCCAACUCAUCACCAGAGACUUCACCCUUCCAAAUACUCAAGAAAUCCUCCUCUUCAUCCACAUAACGUAACACAGUCUCAACGCCUUUGCCAGAAGUGAAAGCUAGGUAACACCCAGCUGCACACAUGGCAUCUGUGGGUCGACCAGGGGGCGUAGUGAUCAGAACGCGUAUGGCCGAUUGGUCUGGCUGCGAG
Messenger RNA from Somion occarium, 1494 nucleotides. NCBI's taxonomy places the organism in Eukaryota, Fungi, Basidiomycota, Agaricomycetes, Polyporales, Cerrenaceae. The record is from the annotation of a GenBank genome assembly.